GGUUCACCGAAGACUGACACUCUUGCUCUUGCAAUUUCGUGAACUGAGAUAUGUCGUUGAUUAACAGUUUUUUCUUUAAGUUCGAAAGACAAUUCGAUAAUGAAUUAGCAAAGACGUGGCUGAGCGAACAAUGGAAUUAUUCGAUAUUUUAUGUUGGUGUUUAUCUUUUCGUUAUUUUUGAACUGAAGCACCUAAUGGAGAACAGAGAUAGGCUGAAUAUAGACAAAUUUCUGGCGGCAUGGAACACAACUUUGGCAGCUUUCAGCAUCAUUGGAACGUUCAGAACAUUUCCUGAACUUUUCCGAACGCUCACCGAAACUGGAUUUUACGAAUCUAUAUGUGAUUCUUCCUACGUUGCUACAAAUAGAGUGACUGGUACUUGGAUGUUCCUGUUCGUACUCAGUAAAUUCAUGGAAUUAGGAGAUACAAUUUUUUUGGUACUUAAAAAACGGCCUCUUACUUUUCUACAUGUGUACCAUCAUAUUGUGGGCUUGUUAUAUACCUGGUACAGUUAUAUAGAAUUCUCUUCAACAACAAGAUGGUUUUCAGUGAUGAACUUUAUUGUGCACUCGAUUAUGUACACCUAUUUUGCUCUGAGUGCGAUGAAGUACAAACCUCCCAAACAAUUCGCAAUGAUGCUUACAGGACUCCAAAUAAUUCAAAUGAUAAUUGGUUGUAUCAUCAAUCUAACCAUUUAUGGAUUUUUUAUUAGAAAUAUUGACUGUCAAGUGACUAUGUGUAAUGUAAUUCUUUCUUCAAUUAUGUAUGCGAGUUUUCUCUUUAUGUUCAGCAAAUUUUUCAUGAAUGCCUAUAUUAGAAAAGCUAUGAAGAGGAAAGCAGUAUAGAUGUGAUAAAUGAAUUAUAUUCUCGAUUAUUUCGAAACAUGCUUACAUAUUCAUUCUUAUUUAUAAUAGUACUAUUCUUUGAAAUAA
Messenger RNA from Coccinella septempunctata (seven-spotted ladybird), 932 nucleotides. Its product is annotated as elongation of very long chain fatty acids protein 6-like. Bases 51 to 845 code for a protein of 264 amino acids. Lineage: Eukaryota; Metazoa; Arthropoda; Insecta; Coleoptera; Coccinellidae. The transcript has a single exon. Gene Ontology annotation, molecular function: fatty acid elongase activity. The record is from RefSeq and is a predicted model, not a curated record. Gene Ontology annotation, cellular component: endoplasmic reticulum membrane. Gene Ontology annotation, biological process: fatty acid elongation, saturated fatty acid; sphingolipid biosynthetic process; fatty acid elongation, monounsaturated fatty acid.